This is a messenger RNA of Oryza sativa Japonica Group (Japanese rice), 2200 nucleotides long. Its product is annotated as probable UDP-glucosyl transferase 73B6. Lineage: Eukaryota; Viridiplantae; Streptophyta; Magnoliopsida; Poales; Poaceae. The record is from RefSeq and is a predicted model, not a curated record. Gene Ontology annotation, molecular function: UDP-glucosyltransferase activity.
CGUAAUCACAUCCAUAUGAACACAUAUAAACACUCGUACUUAUAAACGGAUCCGCGCACACCUUAUCCAUAUGAACACAUUUAAAAGAUGGGGCCCCGCAUAUUUUAAAAUCGAUAAAUAUAUUAUCUACCUCUUAAAGAAUAAUUAGCCAUAAAUGUAAAUGCAUGUGUCAAAUCUAUAAGUUUAAAUCAGAUAAACUGAUUCCACCACGGUAAUCCUAAUCAGUUUACACUCAGCGAUAGACUGCAAAUCUGUAACAGGAGCAUCAACAAAGUAGUGCUGAAAUGACAAUCUCAUGAUCAUACACCACAUACAUAUGGUACGCAAACAACGAUAGUUGUCUCCUCGACAGUUUAGGAUAGUGUCCCACGCAUGCGUCCACGAGUCCUCGACGCAACGUUCCCGCCAUCCACGCGACCACGCAUGCACGGGGGGCGCGCGCGGUUGAUGCACUGGACGUCGAGCGGAAAAACGCCCUGAUCGAUCUGGUGUCCUGAGCCCCCGAGGAUUCACUAGCUCUUGCCAAUUGUAUCCAUGGCCGCCGCCACGGCGGACGGACAUGGCGGGAGGCGGCGGCUGAGGGUGUUCUUCCUCCCAUUCUUCGCGCGUGGCCACCUCAUCCCCAUGACCGACCUCGCGUGCCUCAUGGCGGCGGCGAGCACUGAUGCCGUGGAGGUGGAGGCGACGAUGGCGGUGACGCCGGCCAACGCCGCCGCCAUCGCCGCCACGGUCGCCGGGAACGCCGCCGUGCGCGUCGUCUGCUACCCGUUCCCCGACGUCGGCCUGGCCCGCGGGGUCGAGUGCCUCGGCGCCGCCGCCGCGCACGACACCUGGAGGGUGUACCGCGCCGUCGACCUGUCGCGGCCCGCCCAUGAGUCGCUGCUCCGGCACCACCGCCCCGACGCCAUCGUCGCCGACGUGCCGUUCUGGUGGGCCACCGGCGUCGCCGCCGAGCUCGGCGUCCCGCGCCUCACGUUCAACCCCGUCGGCGUGUUCCCGCAGCUCGCCAUGAACAACCUCGUCGCCGUCCGCCCCGACAUCGUCCGGGGAGGCGCCGACGGCCCGCCGGUGACCGUGCCGGGGAUGCCCGGUGGCAGGGAGAUCACCAUCCCGGUGUCCGAGCUCCCGGACUUCCUGGUCCAGGACGACCACCUCUCCAUGUCGUGGGACCGCAUCAAGGCGUCCCAGCUCGCCGGCUUCGGCGUCGUGGUCAACACCUUCGCCGCGCUCGAGGCGCCCUACUGCGACGAGUUCAGCCGCGUCGACGCGCGCCGCGCCUACUUCGUCGGCCCCGUCAGCCAGCCAUCGCGCGCCGCCGCCGCCGCCGUGCGCCGCGGCGGCGACGGCGACGUGGACUGCCUUAGGUGGCUGUCCACCAAGCCGAGCCAGUCCGUGGUGUACGUCUGCUUCGGGAGCUGGGCCCAUUUCUCAGUGACACAAACUCGCGAACUCGCGCUGGGGCUCGAGGCCUCGAACCAGCCAUUCCUGUGGGUGAUCCGCUCCGACUCCGGCGACGGCGGCGGCGAGCGGUGGGAGCCGGAGGGAUGGGAGCGGCGCAUGGAGGGGCGCGGCAUGGUGGUCCGCGGGUGGGCCCCGCAGCUGGCGGUGCUGGCCCACCCGUCGGUGGGCGCGUUCGUGACCCACUGCGGGUGGAACUCGGUGCUGGAGGCGGCGGCGGCCGGCGUGCCGGCGCUGACAUGGCCGCUGGUGUUCGAGCAAUUCAUCAACGAGCGGCUGGUCACCGAGGUGGCCGCGUUCGGCGCGCGCGUCUGGGAGGACGGCGGCGGGAAGCGCGGCGUGAGGGCGCGCGAGGCGGAGACCGUGCCCGCCGGCGUGAUCGCGCGGGCGGUGGCCGGAUUCAUGGCGGGCGGCGGCGGGCGGAGGGAGAGGGCGGCGGCCAUGGCGACGGCGCUGGCGGAGAGCGCGCGCGUGGCGGUCGGCGAGAACGGGUCGUCGUGGAGAGAUAUCCGCCGCCUGAUCCAGGAUCUGACGGACGCGACUGCAUCUCAGCCUUGACCAUGACUUCCAUUCCGGCUCAUUUCAUUAUCGUCGCAAUCACUUUUUGAAAAAUUUUGUAGAAAAAAAUCGAGUGAAAAGCUAUGAUGACCUUUGUAUGCUUCUUCCGUUCUGUAUCAUCAACAUUUGUUUGUCCCAUCACUCAACUAUCUUAAACUUAUCGUUACAUCAAAAUAUUUUCUCA